Molecule: messenger RNA, 719 nt
Organism: Argentina anserina (silverweed cinquefoil)
Lineage: Eukaryota; Viridiplantae; Streptophyta; Magnoliopsida; Rosales; Rosaceae
Product: protein DA1-like
Exons: 3
Coding region: 86-703 (205 amino acids)
Molecular function (GO): ubiquitin binding
Source: RefSeq, a predicted model, not a curated record
GGGCUUUUUUAUCCCCCUGCGAUAGAUAGAAAAAUUUUCGAGAAUCGGAAGACAUUUCAAAAAGGUCACCGCUGUGAAGUACUUGAUGGGCCACGCAAUUCUAAUGCUGUUUGGAAAACCAGAUAUAGAAAUGGGAGCAAUCUUGUCACAUGAGAUGAUGCAUGCAUGGUUCCACCUUCAAGGUAUAGCAUGGGGGUAUGAAAAAAGCUCUGUAGAAGGUCUUUGCGAAGUAAUGGCUUACAAAUGGUUGGAGUGGUUUACAUCCAGUGGUCUUGGUAACUCGCACAAAACUAAUCAGCAAAUUCAAUAUACAAGAGAGCUGAAAGAGUUCUUAGUAGAAAAAAAGUGGGAUCGAGGGGACGAUGUUUAUGGCCAAGGAUUCAGAGAUGCUAUGCGAGCUAUUGAAAUAUAUGGCUUUGAACCCACACUAGAUUAUGUCGUAAGACAUGGAACUCUGCCACCACUAAUGAGGGACAAUACAUUCUCUGCCGCCGCAUCCGCAUCCGCAUAUGCGGCCGCGAUGGCCACCUCUACGACCAAGUCAUUACUAAAGGACACCGGGAAUAUAACCAGGGGGAAGGUCAUAGGUGCUACAAUAUUUAACUUCAUUUGGAAGGCGGCUACUACCUUCAAAGCGCCGCGUGUUGGUUUCUUGAUAGGUCAGUUAGGAUUCUUUGUAGUUAUAAACUUGGAACACAAAUAACAAGUUCAAUUUUGAA